UACAUUUAAAGGUCUGCACAGACUUGCGAUCCACUCAUCAAUGGUUUGAUGUUUGCGUGUAAUUAGUGCUCAAUUGAAAGCAUUGAUCACUUAAUUCACAUCAAUUGCCAUCCCUUUCGCAUCACUCGUGGUGUUUGUGAUCCAUAUAUUGAAGCAAUCAAUCCAUACAUUGAAUACAAGAGUGAGAAGUGUUGUAAUCAAUAGACAAACACUGAUAACAAAUUGGACGCCAUUUGGACUCAACUUUAGACCAAAUAAUGUCAUAAAUAAAAGACACAUUCGUUUGAAUGACUCAUUGAUUGACUCAUAACUGAUGGCAAAAUGUCUUUGCAGUCGACGCCUGAAUAUCUGAAAGGAUUACCGGUUUUCGACGAAAUGAAUUUCAGUCGAUUCCAGGCGGAGGGCUGUCGCAACUCGUCCUCUAAGAAGCCAUCCGUAUAUCUGCCCACAAAGGAUCACCCGUCGGAACAAAUCAUAACCACGGAAAAGACAAAUAUCUUAUUGCGUUAUCUUCACCAACAGUGGGAUAAGAAGAAGGCCCUCAAGAAGAGAGAGACCAACGAAGACAACGAGAAUGAGUCGCAAAACGCCAGGAAGAAGAAGAGGAAUGACUCGCAAACCAAUCAAUAGCUGAUAUGAUAUUAGAAUUAAUUUAGUAUUAAUUAAUUGAAGAAUCACUUGAAUGUCAUUUCGAUCUGUUUUUUAUAUCAAUUAUCCCGACUUUCAUGUCUAACAACCAUUUGAUGACAUUUUUGAAUAUUUAUGCGGUUCCGAGUCAUAAGUUAUUGAGAUUAUCAACAAAUUUAUCAAAUGAAAUACAAAUAAAACUAAUUUCAUGGGAUCUCUUGGCUAUAAUAUUAGAUCUCUGUUCUCAUUAUCGCCGGC
This is a messenger RNA of Oppiella nova, 885 nucleotides long. The record is from the annotation of a GenBank genome assembly. Lineage: Eukaryota; Metazoa; Arthropoda; Arachnida; Sarcoptiformes; Oppiidae.